AUUAUGGGCAAUAGGUGGCGCUCUUCACGGCCGACAUUCCCGGUCCCCGGAAGUACCGUACGGAAGUAUGCACUUGCUCGCAAGCUCCGGGAGGAAGCCCUGUUUGUCGAUAUCAUCCAGGAGACAAACAUGGUACAUCGCCAAAUGAAGUUUACAAUCAUGGACAAAUUCUCAUUUUGACAAUCAACAACAUGAGUGAAUAAGCAGGAGAAUCUGCAGGAGGGAUGAACUCUCGAUAUAAUUCCAUCCACAGAAAUGGCAUCAAUUUCUCUCCAAGUACCGGUACUGUUUUAUGCACUUAUCUCUAUUGCUUUCAACAAAUCGUUAGCGAUGAGUUCUGGUGAGAUAGUCGGUGCUUUUGUUCUACCUCACGGGGGAAUUGCUUUUGACCCUAGUCACUUUAACACCAGCAACCAAACAGCAAGGCAAGAGGCGUGGCUCAUCCAUGAUGCAGCCCAAGCGGUGGGCGAAAUCAUCUCAAGCCUGAAACCAGACUUGAUUCUUCUCAGCACGCCCCACGGAAUCGCCGAUCUGGAAAAAUUCCAGUUUUACCUGAACCCCAAGGGUCGUGGAUCUGCAGACACGGAUAAUUACGUCGGCCCGUAUAGACUAGCUGUUGAUUUGGACAGUAUUUCGAGCCAGGAUCUUGUUCGAGAGCUGGGCAAGUUGGGAGAGCACGUCAGUGGGCUGAGUGCCUUUGGCCCACCUGGUGGUGCAGCUGAUCCUUUUCCACUCAGAUGGGGUGAAGUGAUCCCACUCUCCUUUGUCCGGAGCCUAGAGACAAUGAAAGUAGCUGUCAUCUCUCAGCCUAGCCGACGCUACAAUGACAGUGUCCAGAUGAUUCCAGAAUUACUGCAUCUUGGAGCAGUACUUCAUGAUCAGCUCCUCUUGUUACAAAAACGCAUUGUAGUCCUCAUCAGUGCUGAUCUCGCCCAUACGCAUGAUAAAAAUGGUCCGUAUGGAUAUUCAACAGCUGCUGAGCCGUUUGACCAAGCCUGCAGUUUAUGGGCCUCCACCUUAGAUGAAGCUGCGCUGGUGUCUACAGCUGCCCAGUAUGUCAACAAGGCCCUGUCCUGUGGGUACACAGGACUUGUCAUGCUGCAUGGAUUGAUGAAAGAGGCAUCGCUAGAUAACUGGAUGCCCAAAGUUUAUGGAAACUAUCAUCCCAGCUACUAUGGAAUGAUGGUGGCCUCAUUUCUAAGAAAAUAAUAUUACUGUUGAAACUGGGAAAGGAACAAGUUAGGAAGUUUUUUUGCAUUUAUCAAAUUAACCUUGUUACUGAAAUACGUCUUUUUAUUUAGUUUUUUGUAGUGAUUUGUAAUUACAGUCCAGCACUAUUAAUACGAGCUCCAGCAGACCAAAAAACCCAAAAGCCUUGUAAUAUCCAGUACCUCAUAUUAUGCAUAGCGAUGACAUGCCCAUUCAUCCAUGACGCCCCAACUGGGCGCCUUGCACGUGUGAGUGGUUUCUGUUGAAAAUGUACACAAACUGUGGAUGCAGGAACAAAGUUUUUUCAAUAGGGUAUACCAUAAGGCCAAAAAAAAAAA
Patiria miniata (bat star) is the source of this 1547-nucleotide messenger RNA. RefSeq lists its product as uncharacterized. NCBI's taxonomy places the organism in Eukaryota, Metazoa, Echinodermata, Asteroidea, Valvatida, Asterinidae. The record is from RefSeq and is a predicted model, not a curated record. The transcript is spliced from 5 exons. Bases 256 to 1209 code for a protein of 317 amino acids.